AUGAACCGGACGACCCCCGACCAGGAGCGGGCGCCGGCGUCCGAGCCCGUGUGGGAGCGGCCCUGGUCGGUGGAGGAGAUCCGCAGGAGCAGCCAGAGCUGGUCGCUGGCGGCCGAUGCGGGCCUACUACAGUUUCUACAGGAAUUCUCACAGCAGACUAUCUCUAGGACCCAUGAAAUCAAGAAACAAGUGGAUGGGUUAAUCCGGGAAACUAAAGCCACAGAUUGUCGCCUACAUAAUGUCUUCAAUGACUUCCUUAUGCUGUCUAAUACCCAGUUCAUUGAAAACCGUGUAUACGAUGAAGAAGUGGAGGAGCCGAUACUCAAGGCUGAGACAGAAAAAGCAGAACAGGAGAAGACCCGGGAACAGAAAGAAGUAGAUCUGAUUCCUAAGGUUCAGGAGGCUGUGAACUAUGGUUUACAAGUAUUGGACAGCGCAUUUGAACAACUAGAUAUAAAAGCAGGAAACUCAGACUCAGAAGAAGAUGAUGCUAAUGAACGGGUGGAACUGAUCCUUGAACCAAAGGAUCUGUACAUUGAUCGUCCUUUACCUUAUUUAAUUGGGUCAAAGCUAUUCAUGGAGCAGGAAGAUGUAGGUCUCGGAGAGCUGUCUAGUGAAGAGGGGUCAGUAGGCAGCGACCGUGGCAGCAUUGCAGACAGUGAAGAGAAUGAAGAAGAGGAGUCAGAUGAAGAUUUUGCCACUCAUAGUGACAAUGACCAAAACCGGCACACUGCACAAAUGAGUGACGAAGAAGAGGACGAUGAUGGUUGUGACAUUUUCGCUGACUCUGAGAAGGAGGAGGAAGAUAUUGAGGACAUUGAAGAAAAUACCAGACCUAAAAAAAGUCGACCUACGUCAUUUGCUGAUGAGCUGGCGGCUCGAAUCAAAGGGGAAGCUGCAAGCCAGGUGGAAGAGCAAAUCUUGUCCAUAGGAGAAGGAAAACCUCGGAAGACACCAAAGGAGAAGAAGGACAGGAGAACUCCCUCAGAUGACGAAGAGGACAACUUAUUCGCACCCCCCAAGCUGACUGAUGAAGAUUUCUCUCCAUUUGGCUCUCGAGGUGGCCUGUUCAGUGGAGGGAAGGGACUUUUUGAUGAUGAGGAUGAGGAGAGUGAUCUCUUCACGGAAGCCCCUCAGGAUCAGGAAGCUCGAAGCUCUGUUAAUGCAGUGUCUUCAUCCUCCAAACCCGGAAAGAAAAUCCCAGCAGGAGCUGUUUCUGUAUUUUUAGGAGACACUGAUGUGUUCGGUGCCACCUCUGUUCCAUCACUGAAGGAGCCACAGAAGCCUGAGCAGCCUGCUCCAAGGAAAAGCCCGUACCCUCCAGCCCCUGCUGGCCUCUUCGAUGAUGACGAUGACGAUGACGACUUCUUUGCGGCAUCCUCCAGCAAACCUUCCAAGACAGAACAAGGUCAAAUCCCUGCCAGUAUCUUUUGAUGAUGAGGAAGAGACCUGUUCAAAAGAAAAGCGCUGCUUGAAGCUAAUGGAAUCAGACAGAUUGAAAAAAAACAGGGCAGAAAAAAAGAAUGAGUUACCCAACCUUCCACCAAAAGUCCCAAGCCCUUGUCAGAAACAAAGAAGACUCAAAAAGGUUUAUUUUCAGACGAAGAGGACUCUGAGGAUUUGUUUUCUUCACAAAAUGUGAGUAAGUCAAAAGAGGCAUCUCUCCUGCCUAGCAAACUCCCCACGUCGGUCUCGCUUUUUGAUGAUGAAGAUGAAGAGGAUAAUCUUUUUGGGGCAACAGCUGCUAAGAAGCAGACAUCUUCUCUUCUAACUCAGAGCCAAGAGAAAGCAAAGCCUUCUGAGCCCUCCAGAAAGAAAGCAUCUGCCUUACUGUUCAGCAGUGAUGAGGAGGAUCAGUGGAAUGUUACUGAUUCACAGAUGAACUCAGCGUCUGACAACAGAUCUAAAGGAGAACUAAGGGGCUCUGGGACCAAUCAGGAGCAGGAGGCUAAGGCUGUGAAAAAGACCAGCCUCUUUGAGGAGGAUGAUGAAGAUGAUCUGUUUGCUGUUGCUAAGGACAGCCAAAAGAAGACCCAGAGAGUGUCACUCCUCUUUGAAGAUGAUGCCGAUAGUGGAAGCUCUCUCUUUGGCUCUCCUCCUGCAUCUGUUCCUCCUACAACAACGAAAAGAGAGACUGUCCCUGAAGUACCACCUUUGCUGUUCAGCGACGAAGAAAAGGAGGCACCAUUCGGAGUGAAACCUGGGGAUAAGAAGGUUGAUGGUGGCAAAGACUCAUCAGCAGUGGGGAGCACUCAUUUGGUUGAGGAGUCAGAAAAGGGUCCUGAUCCUGAUACUCGCCCAAAGAGCACAGGUGUCUUUCAGGAUGAAGAGCUCCUUUUUAGUCACAAGCUCCAGAAGGACAAUGAUCCAGAUGUUGACCUCUUCUCUGGCACCAAGAAAACCAGGUUACUAGAGCCAAGUGCUGGGAGCCUAUUUGGGGAUGAUGAAGAUGAUGAUCUUUUCAGCCCUGCCAAGUCACAGCCUUUGAUCUCAGAAAAGAAGAAGGUAGUGAAAAAAGACCACUCUGUAUCCUCUGUCAAGAACCAGAAACAUCCUGAAUCCACUCAGCAGGGUAUCAAAGAAAAAAGCACAUUGAAACCGGAAACACCUCAGGACUCACCAGGUCCCGCUCCAUUUAAAACCAAAGAACCAUCCCCUCGGAUCUGGAAAAUACAAGCAAAUUUAGCGAUUAAUCCAGCAGCCUUGCUGCCUGCAGCGGCUCCCCAGAUCUCUGGAGUAAAACCUGUUUUGCCAGAAUUGGCUUUUCCUUCAUCUGAACCCGAGAGGAUCCACGGUCUGGAAAGUAUGCCCGCUCUUCCUAGUAGUGGGGAGGCCGGCGUGAGUUUCGAUCUUCCAGCUCAGGCAGACACCUUACACAGUGCAAAUAAGAGUCGGGUCAAAGUGCGAGGGAAGCGUAGACCGCAGACCCGUGCGGCUCGGAGGUUGGCUGCCCAGGAGUCCGGUGAGGCCGAGGAUGUGAGUGUCCCCAGAAGAUCCAUUGAACGCUUGGUAGAUGGCGACAUUUCACCAGGUGACCCUCAACCACAGCCCAGGGCAGCUGGGAGAAAAGACAUCUCUGAGGAGGCUGAGGCAGCUGCCGCUCCAACUUGGGCAGGUGGUCCUGUACCUGAAGUAGACAGAAGCCCCUUUGCGAAAUCUCUGGGUCAGCCUCUUGAGGAUGACAUUUUUGAUUCUGGAGAUAUCUUUUCCAAGGGCACUGGCUCUCAGCCCACGGGGAGAAGAAAAGCCAAGACAAAGGCAGCAGAUGGCCUGGCCAACCCAACAGGGGGAAGUAAAGAGAAGAGCCCCAUGUUUCCCUCUCUAGGUGAGGCAGGCAGUGAUUAUGAUCUCUUCCAGUCUGUUAAACCAAAACCAGCAAAGAAAAAUCCUUUCCCGCUCCUGGAAGAUGAGGAUGAUCUCUUUACAGAUCAGAAAGGCAAGAAGAAUGAGUCCAAAUCCAACGGUCAGCAGGAGGCCAUCUCAAAAGCACAAGAUAUUUUUGAGGAUGAUAUAUUUGCUACAGAAGCAAUUAAACCCUCGCAAAAAGCAAGAGAGAAGGAAAGAACAUUUGAAUCCAACUUGUUUGAUGAUAACAUUGAUAUCUUUGCUGACCUAACUGUAAAACCAAAAGAAAAGUCCAAAAAGAAAGUGGAAGCUAAGUCUAUAUUUGAUGAUGAUAUGGAUGAUAUCUUCUCGUCUGGUAUCCAGGCUAAGACAACCAAACCAAAAAGUCGAUCUUCACAGGCAGCAGCCGAACCACGAUCUGAACAGAAGGUGUCCAACAUAUUUGAUGAUCCCUUGAAUGCCUUUGGAGGCCAGUAG
Molecule: messenger RNA, 3822 nt
Organism: Puma concolor (puma)
Lineage: Eukaryota; Metazoa; Chordata; Mammalia; Carnivora; Felidae
Source: RefSeq, a predicted model, not a curated record